AUGGAACAGCUUAUGACAGCUGAGGGACCAAUCAAUCCAAACUUUUGUAAUAGCAGGUUUGUCUCCCUCGGGAAACUUGGAAAGCAAAAAUAUUAUCUUCUAGUGACAUUCUCGAAGAAGCUGGACUUAUCAGAUCAACACUUGGACAGUUUUUGGGUUAUGACUGUAGUGAAGAGUUUUAUCACUGCAGGUAGAUUUCUAUACUUUUUUGACUUCUUCAAGUAGAGUCACAGAAAGUCGAUAUACUGUAAAUAUACCCGUCUAUUAGAGGUGGCCUCUACAGUAAGUUUCUCAGGUAAAAUUUCAAACUUUUCCAGGCGCCACUUAAGAAAUUCUUAGAAAAGUUUGAGAAUUGCUUAGAAAGGAUUGAGAAUUCCAUUAAAAAGUUUUAGAAAAGUUUGAAAAAGUCUUGGAAACGUUUUUUUUACUUCAGAACGUUUGAAAAAGGUUUAGGUGGCGCCUAGAAAAGUUUGAAAUUUUACCUGAGUUGUGAGUGACGACUUUCUAUUAAAGGUGCUCUCGUAGUACAUUAAACUCAAUUUAUCGCUAUUGCCCCUCGGUGUUUGCAGACUCAAGCCAAAAUUUCUGAAAUUAGGCUUGAGUACGCAAACACCGAGGGGGCAAGAGCGGUAAAUGGAGUAUAUUUACUGUAGUCACUACGGGUCGUGGCACAAAAAACUCAGAACUAUUAUAUUUGUCCCAUCUCAGCAAUUGACUGCAAAGUUUUUGCACAGAGUACUUAAUUUUUUAACAAUACUUCAGCUUUUCGACAUGGCCACAGAAAUUCUAAGCUUUACUAAUGGGGCUAUUCAGGGGAUGAAAAAAUGAUUGUUUUCCGUUUUUUUUCCUAUUCAGUGAUGUCAAAAACUGAAAAAAAGGAAAGAAAUGCAUCGCUCGCAGCUUUUUUUUCCGGCGGGUCUCGCAGCGAUUUCCCGGGUGCGAUGCAUGCGGCUACUGUGAGAGACGUUUUAUGAGUGGAUUUACGAGAAGGGGGAAUUUUUUUCUAAUUUUUCAGCGAAAUUUUACCGCUAUUUUCAACCGAUUUUCAACGGAAUUUGAGUUCUUAUUGAAUUAUUUUUUUUUUGGAUAAUUUCGAGUGCUUCGUCAUAUCGUUCAAAACAUUGAGCUUUUCGGUGAAAAUCGGUUCAAAAUAGCGGGAAAAUGUGGCAAUUUCGCUGAAAAAUUAAAAAUUUUUUCGUAAAUCCACUCAUAAAACGUCUCUCACAGUAGCCGCAUGCAUCGCGUCCGGGAAAUCGCUGCGAGACCCGCCAGAAAAAAACGCUGCGAGCUAUGCAUUUCUUUCCGUUUUUUUUUCCAUUUUUUGACAUCGCUGAAUAAGGAAAAAAACGGAAAACAAUCAUUUUUUCAUCCAAUGAAUAGCCCCAUAAGAGGAUCACUCCUCAAGGAUCACUUUUUGUGUCAUUGACUUUUAGAUUUCGCCUCUUGCAAUUUUUUGAACGUAUAAACUCAUUUUUUAGAUGGCAAAGUGAUGGUUUUCGAACUUAUCGGAAAAAAUGUAAACCAGGACUUGUCUACGAUGUUCUUGGAACCCAGAACUGCAACUACGAUUAUAAUGUCAAAACGUGUGGAGUGAGGAGCGGAGGUAUCAAUAGCCAUUCUUUUUUCGUUAUCUGUUUGCUUUUCUCACCUAGAGUGUUUGACAGAAAUCUCGAACACGACUUUUGUUUUGACUGCCUCGUUUGGAAAACGCAAACACAUGGGUACUAUGUUUAGAACAAACAGUUACCGUAGGAUAAAACAGUUCAGAACAUUUUUGUGUCCAGCAUUUUAUUUAACCGAAAUUAGUUGGGUCGUCUGACGUAUUAAGACUUCGCAAUAGGAUUUUAUUUUUACCUCAAAAUUCUGGCAAUGUCGCUCAACCGCAAUCCCACGUAAAAACCCGGCCUCGGCCGCGACCUUUUCCAAUUUAUCACUGAAUUUGCGUGAAAAGCGGUAGAGAACGAUUAUCAUACUUCUGCGGCUCUAAUAACUAAUGUAUGAUUUUAUUUAUGAGCAUCUUGGUAACAGAACAUGACAGUUUCUGAGUUUAGGACCUGUUCAAUGCAACGGAACGGAUUUCUAUUGCCCACUUUCUGAGCAGUGCGUUCCCAUGGCUUUGAGAUGCGAUGGACACUACGACUGCUCAAUGGAGGAAGAUGAGCAGAAUUGUCGUAAGUUUUUUAGUUUCUCAAGAGUUGAAAUUUCAUGGAAAUUUCAGCUCUAUGUACUUCGGGAGAAUUCGCCUGUAAGGCGUCUGAGCAGUGUAUUCCAAUUGAUAGACGAUGUAAUAGCUUAAUAGAGUGUGACGACGGAACUGACGAAAGGGAUUGUGACGGUAUGCUGUAGUGUGUGUGACCUACAACUUCCAUUAUUUUCAUAAGUUCAGUUUGUGGUCAUGGUCAUUUUCAUUGUAGCAAAAGUAAUGAAUGUAUUCAUAUGGAUGAGAGAUGUGAUGGAAGAAGACAGUGUCCUCAUGGUGAAGACGAAAUGCUCUGCAAGUAAGUAUUGUAUCCGCAAAUUUAUAGCUGCAACAGUGCUAUUAGUAAUACAUAAAAUUGAUGGGUAGCCUUGUACAAUGUUGGAAAAUUCUGGAAUUCUGGAAAAAAUAAUUGGUUGUUGUCACGGUCAGAGCCGGCCAUUCGCCCAGCCGUUGAAAUCCUAUCGAAUGAAUGAUAAUUCAAAAUUAUGAUUCUGAAUGAUUGCAGGAAAUCUGAAGUGGAGAAAAAAUUCACUUGCCAAUCUAGAGAUUCUGAAAUCCCUUUUGAUCAAGUGUGUGAUGGACAACCUCAAUGCCUCGAUGGCUCUGACGAAACAUAUUGUGAAAUUCCUGGCAAUCCGAAGACUUCAUCAGCAAUGUAAGCUCCGGUAGAUAAUUUGUUAAAAUUAUUGUAUCUGCUGAGCAGAUCUUUCUCGUCUAACUUGA
Messenger RNA from Caenorhabditis sp. 36 PRJEB53466, 2923 nucleotides. The record is from the annotation of a GenBank genome assembly. Lineage: Eukaryota; Metazoa; Nematoda; Chromadorea; Rhabditida; Rhabditidae.